This is a messenger RNA of Eruca vesicaria subsp. sativa (arugula), 1048 nucleotides long. The record is from the annotation of a GenBank genome assembly. NCBI's taxonomy places the organism in Eukaryota, Viridiplantae, Streptophyta, Magnoliopsida, Brassicales, Brassicaceae.
UCUCUCUAUCUCUCUCUCUCUCUCUCUUAAACAGUUGAAGAUUCAGACCAUGUCAAGCGAAAACUGGACUUGCGUGGCCAUGUCUGACGACUCGUUGGUGGCCGACGCUUUGCUUCAGCUCCGUCACUCUGAACCGCCGAAGAAGAGCGACGCAUCUCCCAUCAAGCUGAAAUGGAGCGUGCGUCAACGGAGGUCAAGAAAAGGAGACCAAACGCGAGCUAGCCCCACCACUCCUCUUUCCUUGAACGGUUCCACGUCACUCAGCGGCGGCGUCGGCGGCGGUGGUGUUACCACCGUGGAAGGCCUUGAGGAGUCCAGUGCCACCGUUAAACCCUCCGAGACCAUUAGAUCUAAGGUUUCUCAAACGGGUGCAAUAACAACAACAACAACAACUCUUUUCAAGAGAUCAAGGAAGAAAAAGACUUUGGCGGAGCUUAAAGAUGAGGAAGUCAUGCUCUUGAAGGAAAGCAAAGGCCUGAAAAAUGAAUUAGCACGCAUGCGCAAUUUGGUCGAGGAACAAAGAACAAGAAACAAUGCUCUAAAGAAGAUGAAGGCUGAAUCACAAUCUGCCUUGUCCUGCAAACGUGCUUUCCAACAAGGCUCCUCAUUCUUGCUCCCUGACCUAAACAUGCCACUAGAUACGGACAUGAGCCCUGAAGUUAUAUGCUGAAUUAACGGCGAGCUAUUAGCAUAUUAUUCUUUAGUUUUUCCAUCACACCGACCCAAGCAACUAUACCUCCUUCCCACAAACAUCGUCUCUUUUUUUUAACUGUAACUAUAUGAAUAUGAACAAGAUAGUCUAAUCCUCUACAUAUCCUCACCCAUUUGGCCAUUUCCCGUGGCUGCUGUUCGAGUUUAUGUUUCUUGACAUAUCUUCUUCCUAAGCUGGUAGUAUGAUUUUUUGUUCUGCCAUUCUCCUAACUGAUUCUCAUCUUUGUCAUGUUUUCAUACGUUAAUGUAAUCAACUACAUAGAUAAUCGAUAUACACUUAUUCUAAUUUCUAUAUUUCUUAUUUUCUCUCGUAAGAUGUAGUGUAAGAUCACAUCGG